Scleropages formosus (Asian bonytongue) is the source of this 3480-nucleotide messenger RNA. RefSeq names its product prickle-like protein 1. The coding region runs from base 387 to 2921 and encodes 844 amino acids. Gene Ontology annotation, molecular function: zinc ion binding. The record is from RefSeq and is a predicted model, not a curated record. The transcript has 7 exons. Lineage: Eukaryota; Metazoa; Chordata; Actinopteri; Osteoglossiformes; Osteoglossidae.
AAUAUGUAGUACUUCUGUGACGAUGUGUACAUUGUUACUUUUAAACCUGUAUUUGUUUAAGGGUUCAUCUUCACUUCAUCGGUUAAAUCGGUAUAAACUGAAUGGUUUUCCAAAAAAGAGUAUGCAGUGUUAGAGUGCAAAAUUAAUCUAUUUUUCCAGACAAAUUCAUCACCAUAACAAAAACAUUGUCUAGAUACAAAAAAGUCCAUCAGAUCCUGUUGUUGGUCUAAUGGGAGUAAUGAUAUACUAAUGAUAUACUGGCCCCUCCUUCAGCAAGCUAGAGCUACUGCCAAUUUGGCCUCCUAUCAGGUUUAUGCUCUACAAGCAUUCAAGCAACGAAAGGCUGACCUUCUCCCCUUGCUUCCAAUUAACAGAAGCUCUUCCUGAUGAACCUGGAUAACUCAAAUGGCUACCAGCCAGGGGCCCGGGCCCCAGAGAUGGAGCAGAAGGCCAACAAGCUUAUCUUAGGGUUCCAGCGCAGCUCAACUUCUGAUGACGACUCAGGCUGUGCCUUGGAGGAGUACGCCUGGGUCCCUCCCGGUUUACGGCCUGACCAGGUUCAGCUGUACUUUGCAUGCCUGCCAGAGGACAAGGUGCCAUAUGUGAACAGCCCUGGGGAGAAGUUCAGGAUAAAGCAGCUUCUAUACCAGCUGCCACCUCAUGAUAAUGAAAUCCGGUACUGUCAAUCGCUCAGUGAGGAGGAGAAGAAGGAGUUGCAGAUGUUCAGCUCUCAGCGCAAGAAGGAGGCGCUGGGACGAGGCACCCUCAAGUUAUUGCCACGGGCGCUCAUGCACACAAUCUGUGAACAUUGUGGGGAGAACAUCAGUGGAGGAGAGAUGGUGGUGUUUGCUUCCAGGGCAGGGCCUGGGCCUUGCUGGCACCCACUGUGUUUUGUAUGUGCCACCUGCAACGAGCUCCUGGUAGACCUCAUCUACUUUUACCACGACGGGAAGGUCCACUGUGGACGGCACCAUGCUGAGCUGUUGAAGCCUCGCUGCUCUGCCUGCGAUGAGAUUAUUUUUGCUGAUGAGUGCACGGAGGCGGAAGGCCGCCACUGGCACAUGAAACACUUCUGCUGCUUCGAGUGCGAUGUUGUACUGGGUGGACAGCGCUACAUCAUGAAAGAUGGUCGUCCCUAUUGCUGCGGCUGCUUUGAAUCCCUGUAUGCUGAGUACUGCGAGGCCUGCGGCGAACACAUUGGUGUGGACCAUGCCCAGAUGACUUACGAUGGCCUGCACUGGCACGCCACAGAUGCAUGCUUUUGCUGUGCCCAAUGCCAGACCUCUCUCUUAGGGUGCCCGUUCUUGCCCCGCCAGGGCAGGAUCUACUGCUCCAAGGCUUGCAGCCUCGGAGAAGAUGUGCAUGCCUCAGACUCAUCCGACUCAGCUUUCCAGUCAGCUAGGUCCCGUGAGUCCCGGAGGAGCGUGCGCAUGGGGCAGAGCAGCCGCUCAUCUGACCAGUGCCGCCAGUCACUGCUUUUUUCCCCAGCUGUCAACUACAAAUACCCUGGGCUGUCUGGCAAUGUCGAUGACACCUUGUCACAUAGACUGGAACACCUCCGCUUUGCAGAUGACCACUUCUGGAAGGACAGGGAAGAGCAGGAGGCACUGGAGGACCAUGAGGAGUGGGCAGAGCAUGAGGACUACAUGACACAGCUGCUCCUUAAGUUUGGAGGACGUGAUGGAUUCCAGACAACCGAAGACGCUGGGCCCACAGAACGCUGGAUGUCAGACACGGAGGUCAAAAUAUCCGAACCAAAAAUAGGCAACCGGAUUCAAAGCCUAGCCAGCAAAAAGUACCAGGCAGAUAUGUACUGGGCCCAGUCACAAGAUGGCCUCGGAGACUCGGCGUAUGGGAGUCACCCUGGACCUGCCAGCAGUCGGAAGAUGCAGGAGCUAGAGAUGGAACAUGGUGCGGCCGGCUUCAGGCGAGAUCAAAAAUCAUGGUACGAUGAUUCCCUGGAGUGCAUCAGUGAUGAGCUUAAGCAGCCAGAUCAGAGUGUUAGAGACUCCAUGGAUUCAUUAGCUCUCUCCAAUAUCACCGGAGCCUCCAUGGAUGGAGAUGGUAAAGAGAGACCACUGCCAUAUUCCUUAGAAAACUUCCAGGAGCUUGAGGUAGAAGAAUGUGAGAAGAUGAGCAACAUGGGAACUAUGAACUCUUCAGUGCUGCACCGGAGUGCAAAUUCUCUGAAGAGCUUAAUGUCUGAGGUGGCGAAUGGGGAAGAAGUGGAGGAGGAAGAGGACAAGACCAAUCUUGUACACAUGCCUAUGCUACGGAGAACCAGGUCUCAGUCCCGGCCUCAGCAGGUUAAGUUCUCAGAUGACAUUGUGGACAAUGGGGCAUACGAGGAACUGGAGGUACGGCAACCCCCAAUGAGUGAGCGAACCCGUCGACGUGUGUACCACUUUGAGGAAGCAGACAAUCACCACAGCCACCUUCGUCACCAUCAUCGGCACCGGCGAAGUCGAAAGUCCCGCUCGGACAACGCCCUUCACAUGGUCCCCAGAGAACAGGCCCAGAUAUGCUUUAGGCCAGAACCUCAGAGGCGCUUCCCAUCCUCCUGCACUCAGGACACUCGGGUCUUCUUGUCCGGUCGGGAGCUGUACAGGCCUCGGUCCCAGUCCCGAGCCCACACCACUUCAGAUUAUGCCCUGCAGAACCCUGCAGUGGACAGGUUUCUAGGGCUAUAUGGAGAUGAUGAUGAUGAUGAUGAUGACUGGUGCUCCACAUGCUCAUCAUCAUCCUCCGAAUCUGAGGAAGAGGGCUUCUUCUUGGGCCAACCUAUUCCGCAGGCAAGGCCACCAAGAUUCCAUUACUAUACAGACCUUCCCAGCCCCAUAUCAGCAUUACCUUCCUCUUACGGUCCUCGCUCGAAACAGAAAAAAAAGGGCCACAAAGGCAAGAACUGCAUCAUUUCAUAGCCUUCUCCAUAUGACCCUUCCUCUAAAUUGUGAUUGCUGACUGCCUUUAAUGCAUUUUACUUUACUUUAGUAAUUACUAAUGAUAAUUUAGUGACAGAGCUACGUUUCUGUACUUGUUGACACGAUUUGGUAAAUACGUUUACAGAAGUUGUUCUUUUUCCAUGUCGUCAUGUUUACGCUGAACUCUACUUGAAGGUAGAAAAUUCGCCGCAUUAAAAGGCCAUUUAAAGACAGAAUGACUUGCUCUCAGUGUGCAUAACAGUUUCUACAAUAGACUGUCCUCUAAGUUCUUAUUACCCCUGGUGUUCAGAUUAAAAAGCAAAAGCAUUAUUAUCAACCGGAAAACUAUUUAUAUAGGAGCAUUUAGAGACAAUUAUUUAACAGUGAAAAUCAUUUAUGUACAUAUGUAAAGUUAAGAUUUUAAAACUGAUAUUUUUAUAGCCCAAAGUUGAAUUUUUUUUUUUUUUUUUUUUUUUUUAAUCUUUGAGGAGACCUAGAGUACAGAGGUCAAAUUCAGUUGUUUAAGACCACAACUUCAGGCUACCUGGACACAAAAAAA